GAGAGAGAGAGAGAGAGAGAGAGAGAGAGAGAGAGAGAGAACGUUUGCAGGCAGUGUAAUUGACAAGGCUUGCAGUGGUGAAAUAAACACGCUCCAGCCCGGGCUCAGCUUUUAUUGCACAAUUCUUCCUCUUUUUGACGCAUUGCACAAAGCGCUCAUAGAACAGAUUUCAGUUACCUUCACCCGAUUCCUUAAUCCGUGUGAAAUUAUGUCCCGAUCGGCGCAGAUCCAGCCGGCAAGAUGAUGAUUUUACCACGGAGAGGCUCAGGUCGUGUACCCGACUCGGUGGUCCUGGUGAUCUUCGUGGUUGCCGCUUCUCUUGGUACCGUUUUCGCAAAGGAUACUGCCUUUGUGGAAGUGGUUCUGUUCGAGUCCAGUCCCAAUGGAGAUUAUACUACAUACACGACUGGUUUGCAAGGACGGUUCUCCAAAGCAGGAGCCACUAUCAGCGCGGAGGGGGAGAUCGUUCAAAUGCAUCCUUUGGGACUAUGUAAUAAUAAUGAUGAAGAGGACCUAUAUGAGUAUGGCUGGGUCGGAGUGGUGAAGCUGGAGCAACCUGAGCUAGACCCCAGUUGUCUCACCGUGCUGGGAAAGGCAAAGAGAGCAGUGCAGCGGGGAGCCACAGCCGUCAUCUUUGAUGUGUCAGAGAAUCCGGAUGCCAUCGACCAGCUAAACCAGGUUGCCGAGGAUCCUCUGAAGCGGCCGGUGGUUUACGUGAAGGGCAACGACGCCGUUAAGUUGAUGAACAUCGUCAACAAGCAGAAAGUGGCUCGCGCUCGGAUACAACACAGACCACCGAGGCAGCCCACGGAAUAUUUUGACAUGGGCAUCUUCCUGGCUUUCUUUGUGGUUGUGUCGCUGGUUUGCCUCAUUCUGCUCAUCAAGAUCAAACUCAAGCAAAGGAGAAGCCAGAGCUCCAUGAAUAGAAUGGCCAUCCAAGCCUUGGAAAAGAUGGAGACGAGAAAGUUUAAGGCUAAAGGGAAGGGCCAGCGCGAGAGCAGCUGUGGAGCCUCCGAUUCACUGAGCAGCAGCUCCACUUCGGACUGCGCCAUCUGUCUGGAAAAGUACAUUGAUGGGGAGGAGCUGCGAGUUAUCCCCUGCGCUCACAGAUUUCAUAAGAAAUGUGUCGACCCCUGGUUGCUCCAGCAUCACACCUGUCCCCACUGUAGACACAACAUCAUCGAGCAAAAGAAGGGGAAUCCGGGACCAGCGUGCAUGGACCCUGGUAACCCAGUCCACAGCCGGCAGCGAGUGGUGCUGCCGGUGCAUUAUCCCGGCAGGGUGCACCGUGCUGGCCAGGUGACAGCCUACCCAACCAGAACCAGCAUGGACCACCACGGCAACCCCAUCACCGUGCUCACUGUGGACCAGCACCCGGAUCCUCAAGGUCUGUACACACCCCAAUCAACAUCUGCCUUUCUCCGGAGCUAUCACCCCACCCUCCAUCUGGACCACUCACUCAACCCCCACCACUGCGGAUUAGAACACCGCGGACCCCCCGCCUACCCAGCACAGCCGCAUCACGCUGCUUUUAAACGACCCAAGUUCCAUGGUCGCAACUUUUCCCGACCAGCCUGCUUUUCGCAGUAUGAGACUAUGUACCAGCACUACUAUUUUCAGGGGUUGACUUUCCCUCAGCAGCCUGAGGGUGGCCAAGGGCCUGCUAUGGCAGGGCAGCUUGGUGGAGGAGCAGGGGCCCACAAGGGCCACCACAGCAGGGCCUUUCAGCAGGGGUUGUUAUACCCCACAGUGGUACACAUGGCACCUGCCUCUUCUUCGAGGAUAGGUGAGAACGGCAGCACUUCCGGCCUGAGCUGUUACCAUGGCCACCGCUCAGUGUGCAGUGGUUACCUUGCCGACUGCCCUGGCAGCGACAGCAGCAGCAGCAGUUCAGGCCAGUGCCACUGUUCCUCCAGCGACUCCAUGUUGGACUGUACUGAAGUCAGCAACCAGGGGGUGUACGGUAGCUGCUCCACCUUCCGCAGCUCACUAAGCAGCGACUACGACCCUUACGUCUACCGGAGUAAGAGUCCUUGUAGAGGCUCCAUGGGGGAAGCAGGGGCUGCCGCUUGCACCCCAGUUCCUGCUGAGGACUCGUUAUCCCCUAUUCCCCUGGGACAUGAGUGCCUACAGCUCCCUCCGGGAGCUCCGGGAUAUAACUCGGGGGACCACCUCUCCAACUGCAGUUUGGAGCCCAACUACAGCAGUCGCUCAUCACUGGAACCCAGGGAGAACAGCAACAUUAGCACUACCUCAGCCGGAGCUCCAGAGGCUACCGCAGCAGACAGGGGAACAGGGGCACAGGAGGAGUCGGGGGAGCUUGGGGCUGCAGCCUGUAGCUGCUGCUUCGAGGUGCUUCCUCCCAAUGUGGAGUGUAAAGGGCAGGACUCGGACCAAGCUGGGCCUCUGGCCACAGCACGCUUUCACAGGGGGAUGGAUUUUCAGAGCUCAACCUCCAAGAACUACUUUUCUCCUGAGCACAUGUGCCCCUCCUCAGAGCAGGUGAGCUACGAAGGGCUGCCCUGCUGCUUCUAUAAAGAGAUGAAGGUGCACAGGGCCACAAUGGGGCGCUACACCGAGGACUACGCUGUUAAUGUGCAAUAUGCACAUGCGGACUCAGAGGCCUGCUCUGGACAGGGCUGCUGUGAACUCAACCAGAGAAUACCCAUAAUUCCCGAGGACACAGAUUUUGAAUUAUCCACAGGGGCAGAAACCCAGAGCAGCUUAUUGCCCAUUAGUGUCACAGUGGAGGCAGAGGUGCGGACGGGGGAGCGACACGAGCCCAGAGAGGGGUACUUCACUUAAGGACAGUUUAGAGGUCUGCCGUACCCUCAGGAGGAGGAGACCCGGGCUUUGUUCCACCCUCAGCUCUCUGCCUGUCCCACUGCAUUGGGAAGCAGUAGUUCAACAAAUGAGGGAGGUGUGGGUAUUUGAACUAGAGCCCAGAGAGAAAGGACUCAGUCAAAAGUAUGUAUUUGGUACCGAAUCAGUCAGUCAAUCAUUAAAACCCUCAGCUGCCUUGUUCUAACCUUGCUCUUUGAGCGCUGAAUGUUCUCAUCUUCGAUUGUGUGGAUUUCUACUGAAAUGGCCUGUCAUUACUAGACAUUGUAUCAAGUUCAUUCCUGUGGCCACAAACGCCUCAGCACCAAGCUAUGUUACCAUAGCACUGAGACAAAGUGAUACUACAAAUAUGGAUGGAAGUUAACUGAAACUAGAAGUAGGUUGGUAUUGGCAUCUAUUUGCAGACUGUCUGCUGCCAUCAAGGGUUAGGCCUCUUCAUUGUAAUCCGGGCCCAUUUCUUGUGAGAUUUUUUGUCUCCAGAUUAUAUCAAGAACAAGAUAUCUAGAUUCCACCAUCUGCUCAAGAUCGUUGAAUUUUUCGGUAUUAAAAAAAAGUACACUCUUAAUCCACAAACAUCGCACAUGAACACUGACUGCCUGUAAAGCUUCAACCACCAACUCAAAUAGGUUGUACGGACAUAGCUAUACCAAAACAGAAAGACAUGAUUGUUUUUGUUUUCUUUUUUCAAAAGCAGGGAAAUGGGUCUAAGUGUCUGAGACCCACACAUUUCUCUGAGGAGAAGAAGCUAUAUAUUACAAGAUGAAA
Messenger RNA from Etheostoma cragini (Arkansas darter), 3606 nucleotides. RefSeq names its product zinc and ring finger 3 (gene znrf3). The transcript is spliced from 8 exons. Gene Ontology annotation, molecular function: frizzled binding; ubiquitin protein ligase activity. Gene Ontology annotation, biological process: ubiquitin-dependent protein catabolic process; Wnt receptor catabolic process; negative regulation of canonical Wnt signaling pathway. Lineage: Eukaryota; Metazoa; Chordata; Actinopteri; Perciformes; Percidae. The record is from RefSeq and is a predicted model, not a curated record. Bases 241 to 2805 code for a protein of 854 amino acids.